Messenger RNA from Suncus etruscus (white-toothed pygmy shrew), 2832 nucleotides. It is a transcript of the gene OPCML, whose product is annotated as opioid binding protein/cell adhesion molecule like. Gene Ontology annotation, cellular component: neuron projection. Bases 99 to 1115 code for a protein of 338 amino acids. The transcript has 7 exons. The record is from RefSeq and is a predicted model, not a curated record. NCBI's taxonomy places the organism in Eukaryota, Metazoa, Chordata, Mammalia, Eulipotyphla, Soricidae.
GUCCCUUCCCGCAACCCGCCCGUACGCGGGCUGGGGAGUGGGGGUCCCAGGACCACGCCGCUGCCCACCGGAGUUGCGGGAAGUUGUGGCCGGCGAGGAUGGGGCUCAGCGGGUACCUGUUCCAGCCCUGGAAGUGCCUCGUGGUCGUGUCGCUCAGGCUGCUGUUCCUUGUGCCCACAGGAGUGCCGGUGCGCAGCGGAGAUGCCACCUUCCCCAAAGCGAUGGACAACGUGACGGUCCGGCAGGGGGAGAGCGCCACCCUCAGGUGUACCAUAGAUGACCGAGUGACCCGGGUGGCCUGGCUAAACCGCAGCACCAUCCUGUAUGCUGGGAAUGACAAGUGGUCCAUAGACCCUCGUGUGAUUAUCCUGGUCAACACUCCAACCCAGUAUAGCAUCAUGAUCCAGAAUGUGGAUGUUUAUGACGAAGGCCCCUACACCUGCUCGGUGCAGACAGACAACCAUCCAAAAACCUCUCGGGUUCACCUCAUUGUGCAAGUCCCUCCACAGAUCAUGAAUAUCUCCUCAGACGUCACUGUGAAUGAGGGGAGCAGUGUGACCCUGUUGUGUCUCGCUAUCGGCAGACCCGAGCCAACAGUUACCUGGAGACACCUGUCAGUCAAGGGUCAGGGCUUUGUAAGUGAAGAUGAGUACCUGGAGAUCUCUGACAUCAAACGGGACCAGUCUGGUGAAUAUGAGUGUAGUGCCUUGAAUGAUGUGGCUGCUCCCGACGUGCGGAAAGUCAAGAUCACAGUCAACUACCCUCCCUAUAUCUCCAAAGCCAAGAACACAGGUGUCUCAGUUGGUCAAAAGGGCAUCUUGAGCUGUGAAGCAUCUGCAGUACCCAUGGCUGAAUUCCAGUGGUUCAAGGAAGAUACCAGGCUCAACACUGGCCCAGAUGGGGUGAAGAUUGAAAACAAAGGCCGAAUGUCUACCCUGACCUUCUUCAACGUUUCAGAAAAGGAUUAUGGGAACUACACUUGUGUGGCCACAAACAAGCUGGGGAACACCAAUGCCAGUAUCACACUGUAUGGAGUAAGGUGUCAACCAUCAUGCUUCCUACAAUCUUUCCAGAAAGUGAAUGCAAGGAGCCUGUGGAACUGGCCCCAUGGCUAAUGACUUCCUUUGUCAGCAAUGUCAUAGAGAAAAACCAUGUGUACUGUCUCUGCAAAAGGAAGAGAGCAGUGUACCCAUCUGAGUGUGAGGAAUGCACCUAUUUUCUCUUCUUCACUAAGCUUUGACUUCAUAUCUUUGAAAACUAUCUGGUAGAAAAUUAAUGGAAGCUAGUUACAUGGCAGGUGUGUUGACAACUCUGGUAUUUGUUUCAGGAAGCUCCUCUGAGCUAAGGACACUUGAGCAACUGACUUAUUUCCAAGCACUUGAUUAACACAACACUGAAAACAGAAGGGGAGAGGGUAAGUGACAUAGGGUUUCCUUGGAAACAUGAAGCUUCCACAGUAACUACAGGUGAAAACAUGCUCAAUUUUCCAGGUUUGCCAAGGGUCCAACAUGCAAACAGAAGCCACUGUUUUUUCUGCAUCAAAUCUUGGGACAAGGAGAACUGAGCCAUCAAGGGGACCUAUUUUAAAAAGGAGGACACUUCUAAACCAUCCUCUCUUCACCUGUCUUGCAAGGAUUAAACUAUGUCCAUCUCAAAGACCUGCCCUCCCUCCCUUGAAAAAUUCUUUCUAGGUCCACAGUCUAAAUAACAAAUGUAAGCUCAGUGUCAUUCUGGUCCCUUAGUGUUUUAUUUAUAUUCUUCCUGCAAGAUAAGUGGCCUCUUUGUUUUUCAGUUGUGGUUUUCAUCCUGUAUGACAUACACAGUGGGAGAAUAUAUAAAUGUAUAUGAGACAUAUAUAUGCAUAUAUGUAUGUAUAUAUGCAUACAUACAUACAAAUGUACACACUGCUUUGGCAUAUACAAAGUAACAGUCACUGCAACAAGACUUAGAGCUGGCCAGGGAGAAAUUAAUAUUACCUUUGCCAGCUGUAAACAGACAUUGGCAUUUCCUAUAAAACUGCCAGGAACCAGAUUCUGGAAACAAAGGAUGUGUCCAAAGUAGUGUAUGGAUGCCCAGUCCUGGGCCAAUCAUGAGCAAAUCAGAGGUAGGCGAGCUAUAGGUUGAUACCCAUAAUUUACAGGGAACAGAGUCAGUAUCAGACACCAUGAGAACCAAAUGUGCUAUGUGAACAUUCUACUAAUCUCCAGCAGGUUUCUCCAGAGUAUAGUCAGCUUGGGGUUGGUGGAGAAUGUGUGAUCUUGGAGAAGUUGGUGCUUGAAAUGGACAAGCUGAGAUGGCUCUAGAGGAGUGUCUUCUCUCCUUGGACAAGAUGAUGACCAGAGGAUUUGGAAACCCAAGCAGAUCAGAUUUCAGAGACUUCCCCAGAAUUCUGUGCGACUCUCAGAGAUUCCUCUGGAAGACCCUUGUCCUGCCACACUUCAAAGGGAAAAAUGAAUCCUACCAUCAAUUUUUAUCUGUCAGUGAAAAGAAAACUUAGUAAAUUAGACACCAGGAAACUGAGUGUCUGGGAAAGGAAAUGACUUUUUCUCUUCUCUGCUUGGUUGUUUUGUGGAAUGACUAUGAAAGUGUCUCUAAUUCAAAAUUUUGAAAAUGAAUGCUUGCUGCUGACAAUAAUCUCACUUACAUGUGCUAUGACUGCAUUAGCUAUAGAGGGCAAAUAAGCCUGCUGGAUAAAUGAGGUUCCCCCAUUCACCGCCAAAUUUCCAAUGGGGAGAAGGUAGUUAAGGAGGGAAGCAGAAACAUAUCUCUGAGCUACCUAUAGCUCUUAAACAGUUUUCCACAAUGAAAGAAAUAAAGCUUAAGGCAAGAUUG